Molecule: messenger RNA, 2336 nt
Organism: Papilio machaon (common yellow swallowtail)
Lineage: Eukaryota; Metazoa; Arthropoda; Insecta; Lepidoptera; Papilionidae
Gene: mEFG1
Product: elongation factor G, mitochondrial
Exons: 11
Coding region: 98-2335 (745 amino acids)
Biological process (GO): mitochondrial translational elongation
Cellular component (GO): mitochondrion
Molecular function (GO): GTPase activity; GTP binding; translation elongation factor activity
Source: RefSeq, a predicted model, not a curated record
AUUUAACAAUGGCAAUUGAAUUUAUGGUCGAACAUAACCUAUAAUUCUCCACUGCAGGCUAUUUCAUGACUAGAAAAAGUUGUAAUUAAAUUAAAAAAUGACUUUAAUAAAUAUAUAUCGUAUAGCAAAUCUAUCAAAGGUUUUAAAAAAAUUAAAUGUUUGUCAAAUUCAGCCAUAUUCUUCCCAUACAAAAUUUGCUGAGCACAAACCUUUAGAGAGAAUAAGAAAUAUAGGUAUCUCGGCUCACAUAGACUCAGGGAAAACUACUCUUACAGAGAGAAUAUUAUUCUACACAGGUCGGAUUGAUGCUAUGCAUGAGGUAAAAGGUAAAGAUAAUGUAGGGGCAGUUAUGGAUUCAAUGGAGUUGGAACGUCAAAGAGGCAUAACCAUUCAAUCCGCUGCAACAUACACAAUUUGGAAAGAUCAUAACAUCAACAUCAUUGAUACACCCGGCCACGUAGACUUUACGGUGGAAGUUGAAAGAGCACUACGUGUAUUAGACGGUGCAGUAUUAGUACUCUGUGCGGUUGGAGGAGUACAAAGUCAAACGUUAACUGUUAAUAGACAAAUGAAACGGUACAAUGUACCAUGUCUUGCUUUUAUUAAUAAGCUGGAUAGAUUAAGUGCUAAUCCAAAUAGAGUAUUGAAACAAAUGCGUUCCAAGCUGAAUCAUAAUGCAGCUUUUCUUCACUUACCCAUUGGUUUAGAAAAAGAUUGUCAAGGUAUAUUAGAUCUUGUUCAAGAGAAGGCGAUGUACUUUGAUGGUGAUUACGGUGAGAAAGUCCGUUUGGAUGAAAUACCUCAAGACAGAAGAGCUGAAGUUCAGGAGAAACGUCAUGAAUUGAUAGAGCAUUUGUCAAAUGUGGAUGAGAAAUUGGGUGAAUUAUUCUUAGAAGAAAAAACGCCUACAAUCGAUGAUUUGAAGCAGGCAAUUCGUAGAACUACUUUGAAACGUGUUUUCACACCAGUACUUCUCGGCACAGCUUUAAAGAAUAAAGGUGUACAACCAUUAUUAGAUGCGGUACUUGAAUAUCUGCCACAUCCUGGCGAAGUGGAGAACACAGCUAUACUGAAUGAGAAGAAAGAUACUGAAGGACAAAAUAUAUUACUAGAUCCAAGUAGAAAUGAUAAGAAACCAUUUGUCGGUUUAGCCUUUAAGUUAGAAUUGAGCAAAUUUGGACAAUUAACUUAUUUGAGAUGUUAUCAGGGUAUGUUGAAGCGUGGUGAUAAUAUUUUUAACGCUAGGACAGGGAAAAAGGUGAAAGUGUCUCGUUUAGUUCGAAUGCACUCUAACAAUAUGGAGGAAGUGAACGAAGUGUUGGCGGGCGAUAUAUUCGCUUUGUUUGGUGUAGAUUGCGCGUCCGGUGACACGUUUGUAAAUGAUGGCAAAUUAAACCUAUCAUUGGAAUCUAUACAUGUACCAGACCCAGUUGUCUCCAUGUCAAUUAAACCAAGGAAUAAUAAAGAUAGGGAUAACUUCUCCAAAGCCGUAGCAAGGUUUACCAAAGAAGAUCCAACAUUCCACUUCCGCUAUGACGGUGACAACAAGGAGACGAUAGUGUCAGGCAUGGGAGAGUUGCAUUUAGAGAUUUACGCUCAGAGAAUGGAAAGAGAGUACAAUUGUCCAGUUGAGUUGGGAAAACCCAAAGUUGCCUUUAGAGAAACGAUGAUGUCUCCAUGUUCAUUUGACUACUUGCACAAGAAGCAGUCAGGAGGUGCGGGACAGUAUGCAAGAGUUAUUGGUAUUAUGGAGCCUCUACCUCCACAACAGAACACUAUGUUAGAAUUCGUCGACGAAACGAUAGGUACAAACGUACCCAAGCCAUUCGUGCCGGGCGUACAGCGCGGGUUCAUAGACACGUGUCAGAAGGGCUACCUGUCCGGACACAAGAUAUCCGGCGUCAAGUUCCGGCUUCAGGAUGGUGCUCAUCACAUCGUCGACUCCAGCGAGCUGGCCUUCUUCCUCGCCGCUAAGGGAGCUGUUAAAGAUGUAUUCGACAACGGCAGCUGGCAGAUCCUGGAACCUAUAAUGUUUGUGGAGGUGACGAUGCCUGAGGAGUUCCACGGCACGGUGAUAGGACAGCUGAACAAGAGGGGCGGCAUCAUCACCGGCACUGAGGGCUCGGAGGGCUGGACCACAAUCUAUGCUGAAGUACCUCUCAAUAAUAUGUUCGGAUAUGCCGGCGAAUUGAGAUCAAUGACACAAGGCAAAGGUGAGUUCAGUAUGGAAUACAGUCGCUACUCGCCGUGUCUGCCCGACGUGCAGGAACAACUCAUCAGGAAGUACCAGGAGGAGAUGGGCAUAUUGCCCGACCAGAAGAAGAAGAAAAAUUAAA